Messenger RNA from Branchiostoma floridae (Florida lancelet), 933 nucleotides. RefSeq names its product sarcoplasmic reticulum histidine-rich calcium-binding protein-like. The record is from RefSeq and is a predicted model, not a curated record. Lineage: Eukaryota; Metazoa; Chordata; Leptocardii; Amphioxiformes; Branchiostomatidae.
CAGCAACUUGCAGAACAAGUUUUUUGGGGGACACUUAGUGAAACAAAAUGGCGGUUCCUGUCGACUUCUGGCUGGUACUUGUGACAACCGUAACGUUAGCCUACGUAAGCCUCGCCCUCCCAACGUAUAAUGGACGUACAGAGGACCUGUCAAGAAACAGAAGGGCUGCGGAGAAGUCUGACCUCAAUGUCGCUAUAGACGGCAUGCUCGCCAACGUGGAGGGUGUGCUUGAUCGCUUGCAUCGACCGGAAAACUCCGACGAUGACCGAGACGAACCCGAAAUUUACCGACACGAAAUAAACCGAAAGGAGGACGAAGAACGACUGGACGAAUUAAAACAGGCGGACAAUGGACUGAAGCAUGUUCUCGAGGAAUCCAAGGAAAGUGAGGGAGAAAAGAUCGAUGCUUUGGAAGACCUCGGCAAAGCUCUUGCCAAAGCUGACCAAGACGACGAAAAAGAAAGUAUUGAUGGAGAAAAGACAGAAGGAGACAAAGAAGAAGAAGAGACUAAAAAACAAGAAAAGAAAGAACAUGAAACUGAAGAUAAGAAAGAUGACGAUGAGGUCUCUGAUGAUAAAAGUGAAGAGGAGAGCACAGGACAAAAGGAGAAGGAAGAAACAACAGAUGACAUAGAUGCAGACCAGGCAUAUGCUGAUAUCCAAAAGGCGAUGGCGGAAGUAGACGCCUUAAGAAGGAAAGAGGGACACGAAGAUACGGAGCAUAAGGAAGGAAAGGAUGUAGACGAGAGUGAUGAAGACGAAAAGAACGAAGUUGAUGAAGAUGAAGUAAAAGAUGAAAAGGAGUCAGAAGAGGAUGAGGCAGAGGAUGAUGAUAGGCAAGGGGGAAAAGGCUCGAAAGAGGAAGGGGAUGAACCGGAGGGAGAAGAGGAGGAUGGGGAUAAAGAGGAGGAAGAACAGGAGGAAGGGGAUGAAA